CGGUUCGUUCCAGCACGGUGUCAGGGGCUCUCGGGCUGCGUUUCAGGGGCAACACCGGGGUGGAGGAAGCCUGUGAAAUGUACACCAGGGCUGCCAACAUGUUCAAGAUCGCCAAAAACUGGAGCGCCGCAGGAAACGCGUUCUGUCAGGCGGCCAAGCUGCACAUGCAGCUGCAGAGCAAACACGACUCGGCCACCAGCUUCGUGGACGCCGGGAACGCCUACAAAAAAGCAGACCCGCAAGAGGCCAUCAACUGCUUAAAUGCAGCUAUCUAUAUCUACACCGACAUGGCGAUCGCACACUACGAGCAGGCUGCAGACUAUUACAAAGGAGAGGAGUCUAACAGCUCAGCCAACAAGUGUCUGCUGAAGGUGGCUGCCUACGCCGCGCAGCUGGAGCAGUACCAGAAGGCGAUCGAAAUCUACGAGCAGGUCGGAACAAACACGAUGGAUAAUCCUUUGCUCAAGUAUAGCGCGAAAGAGUAUUUCUUCAAAGCCGCUCUGUGCCACUUCAUCGUGGAUGAGCUGAACGCGAAGCUUGCACUUGAGAAAUACGAAGAAAUGUUCCCAGCGUUCACGGAUUCACGGGAGUGCAAGCUAUUGAAAAAACUGCUGGAAGCCCACGAGGAGCAGAACUGCGAGGCAUACACCGAGGCAGUUAAAGAAUUCGAUUCAAUAUCGCGGCUGGAUCAGUGGCUUACAACCAUGUUGCUUCGCAUCAAAAAGUCAAUCCAAGGAGAAGGGGAUGGGGACCUGAAGUGAAUCGUUCGUGGUGUUUGUGGCAUGCAGCCUAAGUAAUCUGUUCUUGUGUUACAGCCGAGGACCACUGUGGGAUACGUGGUGAAAUAUCUAGCUUUAUUUUGUUGCUUCCGAAUCCAGUGACUUGUGUGUUUCUUUACUAUCCCGCUCUUUGUCGUGACAACGUGGGCAGAUGAGCAGCGAUGCUCUGGGUAUCACUGGCAGAUCGUUCCGAGGUGAAAGCAGCACUUCUGGCAGAAACCCUUUCUUGGUUUUGUUAGCUGUGAACCCAAAGUCGGCACUUCCAACUACUGUUUUUUCCCCGCUGUUCUGUCCUAAGGCUCGGUACCGUUGAUUCCAGCAUGUAGGUAUUUUGUCCACGCCAGUACAGUGCGAAUAAUUGCUUCUGAGCUGUCGCUGUAUCGUUACCGUUUUCUGUUUCUACAUGGACCUCUGUCAGAUACACGUGGACCUUGGUUUUGGGUUUGUUUGGGGUUUUUUUUGUUUUUAAAUGAUUGAGCUUUUUUAAUGGUGCUUUGAAAUGAAAGGCUUUGUGACUCUCGUAUACAGUAUGCAUGUGUGUGUAUACAUCCUAUACAGAUACAUGUGUGCACGUAUAAGUACGGAACAGACAACGACCUAGUGCUGAAAGCAUUACACGCGAGGGGACGGGACUGCUUAGAUGGGUGCCAGCCCUCCGGACAGUCGUCGCGAGUAGACCUGGUUAAUGGUGUAUUUUGUAUUUCAGAUCUAAAUAUAAAAUGUAAGGUUCUUCUAUAUUUUCUUGGAUCUAUUUUUCCACUUACUUUAUUUUGUGGUGCAUCCCAUCCCUCCUACCCCGAGGUGACUUGACCCAAGUAAUAAUCUAUUUUUCUAACUUUUC
This is a messenger RNA of Pygoscelis adeliae (Adelie penguin), 1620 nucleotides long. RefSeq names its product N-ethylmaleimide-sensitive factor attachment protein, beta (gene NAPB). Gene Ontology annotation, biological process: SNARE complex disassembly; intracellular protein transport; synaptic transmission, glutamatergic. Gene Ontology annotation, cellular component: vacuolar membrane; terminal bouton; synaptobrevin 2-SNAP-25-syntaxin-1a complex. The record is from RefSeq and is a predicted model, not a curated record. The annotation marks the transcript as partial. Gene Ontology annotation, molecular function: soluble NSF attachment protein activity; syntaxin binding. The transcript has 9 exons. NCBI's taxonomy places the organism in Eukaryota, Metazoa, Chordata, Aves, Sphenisciformes, Spheniscidae.